CCCAAAUUAAAGUAUGCAGACGGGGCAGGCUGCCGGUGGACCGCUUCAAACUGAGUCUACAGCCGGGGUGAGAUCAGACGUCGCAGAGAUAUGGGGCAGCCCUGAUCCGCGGGUUUUCGGAGAGGGGAAGAUGCUGCUGCCGCUGCCGCUGCCGCUGCUGAUGGUGAUGCUGAGGUUGCUGCUGAGCCCCGCCGGCUGCAGCGGAUCGCUGUAGUCAGUCUGCACAGAGCGGAGGGAAGCACCUUCAACACCGCCUGCAUAGACCGGUUCACUCAUACUGACCUGGACCAUGAGCAAUGAUCUGCCUGUUCUGACAAGUCUGACUGAGAGCUCCACUGAUGUGCCGGUGUCAGCCGGUCAGGUGGAGAACUAUGUCCUGCUGUUGGUGUUGCUGAGUGUUUUCGCUGGGGGGACGCUGGUCCUGAUCUCCCUCCUGCUCCUCUUCUGUCACCGCUGCUGCAUGGGUGGCCGACGCUACUCCAGAGCGAGCGAUGACCCUGAGAAGACAAAUACCACUUAUGCUGAGGAUUCUCAGCCCACACAAGAAAUCACCAUUCGUCUAGAUGAAUCAGAUGGUCUCUCAGCGUCGAGCUGUCACGAUGGAGAGUCAGAGCGAUUUGUCUCCACUGGGUCUACUGGCCGAAGAGUCUCCUUCAAUGAGUCUGCACUUUAUGAACAGGAGAGGACGACUCAGGACAAAGGGCGCAGGUACACUCUGACUGAAGGAGACUUUCACCACCUGAAGAAGGCCAGACUGACCCACCUUCACCUGCCCCCAGCACCGUGUGACCUAAAAAUACUCACAAUCAUGGAGUGCGACUCAACGGAGAGCAGCACCAUUAACAUCAGUGAGACUGCAGCUCCCAAACUACCCCUCACAAUCUACCAGCCUGCUAAAAAAAGAGUCUCUGACUGGAUGGGACAGAGCGUCAGCGGGGGUCUGCCAGGAGACCCACACCACUCCGUCAUCCUGGAUGAGGAGCCCAGGCGGUCCUUAUCAGCCUUGAAACCACAGCACACGUGCUCCCAGACAAUGGAGGCUAUUGACGACAGGGGAGAGGCAGAGAGCGAGAUGAGUCAAGCUAUGGGCCAAGGUUCAGUUCUGCAUUUCUUCUCCAAACUGCGGCGUCACGCUAGUCUGGAGGGGGCGGGGCCUUACUUCAGGAGGUGGAAGUUUGACACCACACAUCGGGCUGCAAGUCUGGAUGCCAAAGGAUCCCCCAAGAGAAGGCCCUUUCAGAGACAGAGAGCAGCCAGUGAAACCACUGAUCACACUGAGGAUGACUCUUCUCCUCUCCGAGAUGAGGCCAUUGAAUCUUUCCCACAUACGCCCAUCCAGACUGGUGGCCUCCAGUCCCUCUCUGCAGAGUCUCUCUCACAUCCCCAAAUUGCACCCGCAUCUUCAGUCUUCCUUAGCAGGUUAAAGCUGGAGGCCAUGGUGGAGGUAGGUGGUAGCAGCACCAGAAGAGAAGAAUUCAGUUUGCCACCAGAUGUUUGUUUCGCCCUGAGGCAAGAGGAGGUCACAGUCAAUGGAACAGGAGCAGAGAAAGAGAGAGUUGUAGGAACAGCAGCAGUGGGAGGAGAUGGGCGAGAGUCAGCAGAUGAAGAUGACAUGUUUGAGGCACAUCAAGAAGCUGUCAUUCAGGAAAGAUUUGAAGACAUGUUGGGGAAAGAUGCAAAAACAGAUGGUGUGGUGGCAGAUGUGAGGAAAAAGAAUGAGGCAGAGGCAGAUGAUGGAGAUGAGGUGGUGUUGGGAGCUGAAGCCAGACAAAGGACUGACUCUGGCUCAUCACUUUCCUUCAUGCUUCGCCAGGAGAGCUUGGAGGUGCCUCCUUCCCUGUACAGAGACAUUUGGAGCUUGCGAGCCUCUUUGGAGCUGUAUGCCUCCUCAGACCAGAGCAGCACAGACCGAGAGUCCAUCCGCAGUGAUGCGGACAGCACCUCGUCCCUCGGUGGUGCGGGAACUCGUUCUGGCCUCGACAGCUGCUUGUCCCAAGACCUGGAUGACGAGCCUGAAGGAGAAGGGGAGGGAGAGGGGUUGGAAGGGGGAACCAGAGGGGCAUCGGGUUUAGACAGUGAGAUGGGAGGCGGACCUGUGGGAGAAUCUGAGGGGGGGAACAGAAAGCUCCUUCAGAUGGACAGCGGUUACGCCUCCAUCGAAGCUCCAUCCAGGGCCCCUGAGGACAUGCGUCUGUUUGGAACUCCUGGAGCGCCGCGAGGAAAAACAGCAUCUGAGAGAAGGUUGUUUUUCACCAACUCUGGAAGAAAGGGUUCAGUAUGCGAGAGCAUUGAGGCCAAGCUGUUUCAGGAGGAGCUGGAGGACGAGAUGGCAAACAGCACCGAGACAGAUGAGAAGCUAAAGGAAAAAUCCCAGAGUGGCAGCCAAACUCUCACCCUUCAAGAACCAUAUCAACCCCUGAAAUCUCUUCACCCUCAGAAAUCUCCAGAAUCACAAUCACAGCUGAUGUCUCCACUUGUGAAAACAAUCCCACAGCCCACCAGUCCUCACCGAACGCGUCUCCGCCGCCGUGACUACAGCAUAGAUGAGAAGACAGACGCUCUCUUCAAUGAAUUCCUUCGCCAUGACCCGCGGUUCGACCAGCAGGACUCUCCGUUACGUUCCAGGCACCGAUCCAGAGUUCACCUCCGGAAGCAGUGGCAAAGACAUAAGCAAUACAGCGACCCUGGCUCAAGCUCUGGGGGAAGAUACUCCCCUUCUUUGGAGAGGCAGAGGUUCACUCCACUGAGGAGAGGGGACAGUGCUGGUUACCCUCUGGACACCAGAUAUCACAGCACCCUCUCACGCAUUGCAAGUGCUGCUGAUGAAGAAGCCAGCGAGGUUGCGGCUUCUGAGGAGGCAGCCAAAGAAAGACAGGAGAGCACAGAUCCAUUACGCGAAGGCGCUGCAGAGGAGUCCCCACAAAAUGUUGCCAACAAAACAUCUGAAGAAGCCGAUGCAACAAAGAGCAAUUCUUGUAGUGCAGCUUCAGCUGGCGAGACUGAUGGGUGCCAAGUCUCUGCAGACUGGGACACAGAAAGCACAACCUGCCAGUCUGAAACCACUGUGCCUGCACAAAUGGGCUUCAUGGACCCAAGAGUUGACAACAAGAACAACAACAGCAGUCAGGCUAUCCUAUCAGAGGUUUCCCUGCAGGCAGAGAGCAGUCUGACAGACAAGCUGGCUGUGUCAGUGGAAGAGAGGCUUUACAGCGGUCUGCGCAGCGCAGAGAUCAGCCAGGGGGAAUCGGAGCAUGUGCUUACCGUGUCUCACACAGCCUCACCUGGAUUCAGUCCCAUGUGAUCUCGUUAACAUCUUUUUUCCAUCACUAUUUCCAGUCUGUUGUCUAUAGAAGGCACACCCAGACAAACAGGUCUACAACAGUUCAAACAUCCUGUGUUUCUGUGUCAGAUGUCUUCAAAAGGACAGACCUACCUUCUUGCUCCUCGAGCAGUUCAAUUCAGACCUUAGCUGUCACUGUGAUGCCAUGUGACACGUGAUAACCUUUCCAUUGGUAAUCAUGGAAAAAAAAAAAAGAAAUGCACUCAUAGCUUUGAAAAAUAUCAACCCAUCGUUAAAAAAAAAACUAAAUAUUUUCAGACUUAACUGUGAAUUUUUAGCAUGCUACUGUAGGUCUGAACGUCGUAUGUGAAUACUGUACAGUUUUAACUUUAAAACAAAAAGCACUUUGAUGGGAAGAAAGACGAUGGUGUUUGUCACCCAUUUUUUUCAUUUUAAAACCAUAUCCUCCUCAAGUGUCCUUCUUGUCUCGAGCAUCAUGAGGUUAAAUGUCUAUGUGAGCUGUUGUAUCAGAACAAUGCUGACCCUGUUAAACAAAAAAAACAAACCAAACAUUACAAUUCUUCAGUCCUUGCAGCCCCCUCUUUCAUAAACAUAUCAAAUUAAAAACAGAUGGGACACACAAUACAGUCACCAGGCAUUUUUCUACUCAUAUUUUACCCGUUUUUAUUCUUGUUAGCAAUCUGUCCCUCAUGCAUCAAUCAGGUUGUCCAGGAGGAGUGGAGUGCUGCUGAGGGAAGACUGACAGAUGAUGUUGAAGUAGUGACACAGUAGCCUCUCAGGCUUUUAGACAGAUGCUUUGGUGAUGGAGAGCUGCUGCCUUGAGGCACGGAGGCUGGAAUAGCAGCAGCAUUAUCGGUUAUGAAACGCCAUCAGAAAGGGAGUGCAGUGGGAGUGUGUGUUACUAAAUAAAAGUAUGGUGAUUUGCUGUAUUUCUCAAAAUCAGAAAUGAAUUAAUCUUACUGAACGAUGGCCGGGUAGGCAAAGUCUGACUCCUUCAUGCCAUAGAGCUGCAGAUUUGUUGUCUAAACAUUAUUACAUAAACAUCAGUGAGUCACACUGUUGGACUGAAACGUCAUUACAAUAAGAACAGCUACUGAGUCCCACAGACAUCUUCCUGUUGCCGUAAAUACACAC
This is a messenger RNA of Archocentrus centrarchus (flier cichlid), 4435 nucleotides long. RefSeq names its product CACN subunit beta associated regulatory protein a (gene cbarpa). Bases 290 to 3301 code for a protein of 1003 amino acids. Gene Ontology annotation, cellular component: plasma membrane; secretory granule. The record is from RefSeq and is a predicted model, not a curated record. Gene Ontology annotation, molecular function: transmembrane transporter binding. The transcript is spliced from 11 exons. Gene Ontology annotation, biological process: negative regulation of voltage-gated calcium channel activity; negative regulation of calcium ion-dependent exocytosis. Lineage: Eukaryota; Metazoa; Chordata; Actinopteri; Cichliformes; Cichlidae.